GCGGCUUUCGAUGCGUGCGCGCACCCACCUCGCCCGCGCUUUCGACUACGAACGUUAUGCCGUUACGCGCGAAAACUCAACAUUUUGAUUAAACAAACAAACACAUCAAAGGACCCAAGAUCUCUUUUCAAGACUGAUUAUAAUGUGAUAUUGGAGUGCGAAUGUGGAUAUGUUUCUCGUGGUCGGAUGACAGUGCGCAGGAGUGGAGUCGGUGGAGGAGCACAAUGAGCGCGCCGCAGAAUUGGCACAAAUGGCUAGUGUUGUCGCUGCUCGGAUUGGCUUUGUCCGCUCGGCCAAUUGGCUGCGAUUACAGUUCCAUCACCGAGAAAUUUGGAGCGGAAGCCGUUGCUCGGUGCAAUGAAAAAUGUCCCUUCCAGAAUCGAACGGGUGACGUCCAUUUUGAUGUUAACUGUGGAUCAGAAUGCAGUGUCCAACAGUGUGCGGUUGGGUGCAGUCUUUGGAGAGAAGGAUUGGAAAAUUCAUGUCAAGCGGCAUGCAAUGUUACAUCCGAAUCCUCGUUUUCGCGGGAACUGUAUUGUGUUAUGGGAUGCAAUGAGGCUCUUAAUACAUACUUUCAAAAGUUAAGAGAGUUGAUUGGAACCCCGCCUGCGCCGGCACUGGUGGCUGACAGCCUGACGGCGACCUCGCUGUCCCUAGUGUGGGAAGCGCCCACGCUGGGCAACCUGAGCUGCCUGGUCCAAUGGCGGUACGAGGAACUGCCCGGCACGUGGCAAUACUACUCCAACACCAGCCACUCCGACCGGUCCAUCAUCCACGUGGAAAACUUGCGCCCCUAUACUAAGUACAGGUUCCGUGUAGCAAUCUUCCUAUCGGGCCGAGGUGGGACAGGCGAGCCGGUGUACUCAGCGCCGUCAGUGGUAAUCUCCACUCUGGAAAGCGGGACGCCCAGCUCGGCACCGCAAUCGCUAAGAGCCGCCGCACCUGAUGCCAGCCGCGUGUCCAUCUCCUGGGAGCCCGGGCCCUUUCCCAACGGCCCGCUCAUAUCCUACGUGCUGCGAUUGACUGACACUCAGCCGAAUACUAUUGACGCCUUGGAGGACAUGCCAGCAUCAAACAAUACGUUGUUCUACAUGUUUCAAAACUUAGCACCAGCUCGGGAGUACGAAGUCGCCGUUUCGAUGCGCAAUGCCGUGGGCGAGGGACCAAGGGCUUUCGUUAAAGUAUCCACGCCGCCGCUGCCCACGCCUGCACCCAGCCAACAACCUAUUCUAAUUGUGGGUGGAGAGCAAAACGUCUUAGCAGCGCCCGCAAAUGAUAUGCUCUCCGAUCCUAUUGAGCUAUACAGUACUCCAUCCGUUAAUGACACGAUUACUGGUGUUGGUUUGGAUAUCUCAAGCGACUCGUUAUUCGUCUCUGUUUCCAAUGGUUACGUAUAUCGAAGUACUUUAUCAAAAAAAGGCAAUACUGAAAUUAUUAUCAGCCCAACUUCUUCCCAUCCUUUAGACUUGUCUGUGGACUGGUUAAACCGCCAUUUGUAUGUGCUCGGCGUUGUACAUUCUACGAGCAAUUUGACUUCAAUUGAUCAAUGGGAGAUUAUACGUCGUGAUUUUGAUGGCAAGAAUCCGGUAGUUGCUUAUUCAGGUUUUAAUUCACGUCCAAUUCAUUUUGAAGUAGAUGCGUAUAAUGGGUACUUAUUUUGGGCGCUUCGUGGUGGAGAUCGUGGUGGUUUAUACAGGCUCGACUUGGCUAACAUUUCAAACGGAGUUCGUCACGAUUCACCCCCAGAGCUGAUAGUAAGAGAUGCUCAUCUCGGUGCUUUUACUGUGGACCACGCGGAAUUCAGGCUCCUUGUUGCCCAUCUUAAGAAAAAUACUGUGCUGGCAGUUUCACUUGAUGGGCGUGAAGUGACAGACUUUCGAAGCAACAUUCAAACACCAAUGUUUCUCUCGACUCGCUCAAUAGCAUACGCAGGUGGACUUUUCUACUGGACAAAUGGUGGAGAGAUGUUGACCGAAGAAUAUCAUGCUGAAAGUGAUAGUUACUUUCAUAACGAGUACCCUUUAGCAUACAAUUCCAAGUUAAUAGCAACGCGUCAAGUAUUGGUAGCGCUUAGAAGCUGUCAACCAAUACCAGUUCCUGUGAAUCCACCGAUUGGAGUACAAAGUGUGAUGGGCAUAAGCCGGGCAAAAGUGGCGUGGUCUCCACCACACUUGCUAGGACAUCAAGGAAGCGGAGCGUGGCAGCAAUGGACGUACCAUCUUCAACUAAUACACUCACCCUCUGGAGAUACCAUUGACAUUAAAAACAUCAGUGAUUCUGGAUACAUUGUUGAAAACUUGGAACAAGACGCUGAAUACACGAUUAGAGUAGCAGCUAUUACACCAUCUGGAUCAGGUCCAUGGUCUUCCGGAUUUGUAGGUAAAACCUUAGCGUCUUCACCAACAAACCUUCACAGCACAUUAUUAUGGUCCGGUCCCGAUGGACUACUACAGACUGAUCUUAGCGGCGAUAAUUUGCAAACGUUGAUACACGGGGGGCAUCUCAGAGAACUACACAUAACUGAUAUCUCUUGGUACCGGGACAAGCUCUACCUAGUAACUAAUGCUUCGACCGUCAUGUGGUACAACACUACAUCUCACGCCAGAGGUUUGAUGCCCAAUAUGGACAAUGUUGGGAGUUUGGCAGUCGAUUGGGUUGGGAAGAAAAUUUACUGGUCAAACCCUAAGCAACAGUUGAUAACUCGAGGUAAUUUUGACGGUGGCAACAGAGAACCAGUGCCAAUAGUAACAGUAGCAAAAGAACUGACAAUAGACUCUCUUGGAGCGUAUAUUUACUGGAACACAGGCCACGCCGUUGAGGCUGCGAAGCUGAAUGGAGAGAACAAGAUGGUUUACUAUCCGGCGCAAUUAUUUAGUGGGAAGCAAGUGAUGGGAUUGACGGCUGAUUUAGAAAAUAAAUGGCUUUACUGGUUGGUUCGAAGUUACGAUGGAUCUGAAUUGCACCGUGCGCCUAGUGCAGACCUCAUCGCACAUGGCGUCACUGAGAUAUCCGGGACCCUAGUGACCCGUCUAGCCGGGACAGCGACCCUGGGUCCGCUGUGCUACUUCAGCGAGCGGCUGGUGUGGGUGCAGGACGCGUCGCGAGCAGUGGUGUCCGACCUCGAGGGAAAGUACACGGCGGCGCUGGUGCCCAGGGUGCAUGUGAUCGCAGUCAGGGACCCCACGCUGCAUGCUAACAGCGAGUCCCUAAUAGCCAUCCCAGAGACGAUCGACGCGUCUUCCAUCGUGGUAGCGGGCGAGUGGGACUCGUUCAACGUGACGUGGGCACCGGCGCGGCGCGUCAACGUCAACAACAGCCGCGUCUACUAUGACGUCAGCCUCAACUUCCCGGGCCAGCACAAGAUCGAGCGUACAGUGGAAGUGCCAUGGGUGGAGGUCUCCCAACGGAUCGUGGCUCCGUACAGUGCGUUGCAAGUGUCUGUGCGCGCGCACACAGCGUGGGGCGGUGGUGCACCAGCGAGGGCCCUUGAGCACUCGCCGCAAGCGCCGCCCGCCGCGCCUCGAUCGCCGCGGCUUUAUAUUCAACCUGCUACCAGCGGUGGUUCCCUCUCCGCAAUAUUCCGCUGGGAUCCCCCGGCGCGCGCUAACGGCUUGAUCCGUGGAUACGAAGCCCAAUGUUGGACACAGCCAUCGUCCGGCCGCGCCCCGGAACCAGCGGGGAAGCCCUCCGCCUGUGCCGAUGCCCGCCUCUCACCGACGCAUACGCAACUCAUGCUUAAGGACCUCGAAAACGCGUCGUCUUAUUUCUUCCAGGUACGCGCCUACACUGAUGCAGGCUUCGGACAAUACUCUGAAGUGGUCUCAUCAUCAUCAGACGAAAUUAACCCCGUACCAAAAGUUAUAGUAUCGUCGCAAGAAUCGAUCAGAAUAGUGGACUUGGAUUCAGGGGAGAGCGAAACGAUUCCGAAAAGUAUGGGUAUACCUAUAGACUUUGCAGUCUCUAUCGAAGAAAAUAUCGUAUACUGGGUUAACAACUUGGAAGAAAUAUUUUCGUCCAGGAUUAAUGGGAGUGGUCAUUAUAAGCUAACAUCAAUUAAUGGUUCUGCUACGAGCAUUACUCUGGACUGGGUCGGGCGAUCUGUAUACUGGGCGCAACUGGAAAUGACGUCGGCCGAGUCCUACAUCGUUUAUAAAGCUGAUCUGGGUAUUCCAAACACACGACCUCCGAUCUCUCGUGUGUUCUCUAGGAGACAACCAAUUUACAGUUUACAGGUUGCUCCUUUGAACAGGACACUGUACUGGUAUGAAGAAAGCAGUCACCCAGGUCUGGGUACCAUUAUGACAUCUAAAUUAAACGGAUCUAAUAUUAGAAGUUUCUUCAAUAAUACUUUGAAAACCAACGGUACACUGAAAGAUUGCAACUGCCCCGAAAAUCCUCAAGUUGCCAAGUCAUUCAUAGUCGAUAUGACGACCAGCUAUCAAGAACUUUACUGGAUAGAUCCUUGGGUACACCAGAUUCUCGCAGCUGACAUGAAUGGUUGCAAAUGUAGAGUCGUCGUUGAUGCCACAGAAAAGAAAAAAUACGGCUUUACACCAAUGUCAAUAACAGUAGAUAGCAAAUACGUGUACUGGUUCAAUUCGACCGAGAAAGAAAUAUUUUACGCAAUAAAAAACAAGAAACAAAAGCUGGAGCAUGCGAAAACGUCACACGGCUACAAGAUUAUGGCGCUAGAUCCAGCUAAUCAACCUUAUCCUCCGAGGCAAUGUUUGUUUCCUAAAUCUCAGAACCUGCAACCGAAAGUUCUAUCAAAUUCGGCAAACAGUAUCACACUCCAGAUGCCAAAGGUUCAUAAACCACAGCAAUCACAAUGCCGUAACUUAGAAUAUGAAAUGCCUGCCACAGAAUACACGAUAUACCACUACUUACAAGUGCCAGACAUUAUUACAAACUGCGAUAGAGACACUUGUUCGUACAUCACUACUACGAGAUCUGAUGUUAUUCUAAAUGAACUGAAACCUUUCACCAACUACUCUGUGAUGCUGGAAGCAACAAAUUACUACGCAAAACUUCACGAAAUUAAACCACUUAUCGGAGCAUCUUUGAUACUUCAGACAGCAGCAGAAGCUCCAACUGCACCAAAGAAUGUGACUGCAAUACCUAUAAGCCCAGUACAAGCUCGCGUUGAAUGGAUUCCUGACCAUGGACUGAAAUAUGAAGUGCAUUGGCGGACUAACGACUCCACUACCCUUCCGCAUAGACUCAAAGAGCACAGUACGUUCGAAGUACCAGAGCCGCGGCAGGGCAGCGUGGUGGUGUCUCGACUAGCGGCCGGCACGCGCUAUGCAGUGUGGGUGCGCGCGCGCUCUCCGCAUAGUGCGCAGGCGGCCGACAGCGCACCCUUAGCUAUGCGCACCUACCCCGCGCCGCCGCCGCUGCGCCGCGCCAUGCCCUCGCCUACCCGCCUCCGUGUGGCUUGGACGCCGCCGACUACCUACAGCAUCUAUAGAUACAAAGUGGAGUACACAGAAGCGAACACGGCCAAUGGCACGUGGCGCGACUGCGUGGCGCGCGGCGACGAGUGGCUGGCCAGCGGCCUGCGCCCGCGCACGGCCUACCGCUUCCGUCUGCGCCUGCAGUACCUUCGCGACGCGCCGCCCUACUACUGGCCGGCUGACGACCGCUUCACCUUCGAGACGCUCGGCGACGUUCCCGGCCCUCCCGGGGCACUGCGAGUGGAAGCCGUGGGAGAGAGGGUGCUGCGAGCCUGGUGGUCGGAGCCCGACACACGGGGUGCACCGAUCACUAUGUACAGGGUUUGGGGCAGACCGCAACACAGAGUCAAUUACGUGAACGUGACUAACAAUGUAAGCGAACUGUUACUCAGCUUACCUUCUGAUAUGCCCAAAGAAAUGAAACUUCAAAUUCUUCAAGAAGGCCUCGAAUUGCUACAUAACGGAACAGAUACAUAUUGGCUGAUAGGCGCAGGCGAAGUGUCUGAGGGCUACAUAGCGCGGGUACAGGCUCGUAAUAGUUACGGCUGGGGCGCGCUGUCGGCCGGCGCCGAGCUCGACGCCGCGCCGCUGGCACACGCGGCGCGCCCGCACCCCGCCGCGCUGGCCGUGGCCGUGGCCGUGCUGGCUGCGCUUGUACUGGCUGUAGGCGCCGCCGUGUUCUACACAUACAACAAUCGUUCGAAGAAGAAAGCCGCAAUAGAAAUGCAAAUCCAGAACAUCGUACCCAGAAGAGGUCCAGAUGUUGAAUUAGCUACGCUCCGACAGCUACCGAUACGACACUCCACGAAUAUUCUUUAUAACCAGGGCGUGCUCUGCCCUUCGGAUGCGGAGCUGGCAAGUCUUCCGCACAUCCGCCGCGAGCAGAUCACGCUUACAAACUUUUUGGGCUCCGGCGCCUUCGGGGAGGUGUUUGAAGGUGUCGCGCGGCAGAUCAAUGGGGCCACGGCUGACACCAAGGUUGCAGUCAAGACUCUGCGAAAAGGCGCGACCGAGCAAGAGAAGACGGAGUUCCUGAAAGAAGCGGCGCUGAUGUCGAACUUCAAGCACGAGCACAUCCUGCGGCUGCUGGGCGUCUGCCUCGACAACGACCCGCACUACAUCGUCAUGGAACUCAUGGAGGCCGGCGACCUGCUCAGCUAUUUGAGGAAAAAGCGCGCCAACUUGUACACCUCCGAAUCCCUGACUCUCCUGGACCUGCUGAACAUGUGUGUGGACGUGACCAAAGGCUGUCGGUACCUCGAAGAGAUGCACUUCGUACACCGCGACCUGGCUUGCCGCAACUGUUUAGUAGCGCAACGUGCGGGCGGACGCGUAGUUAAGAUCGGAGACUUCGGGCUGGCGAGGGACAUUUACAAGAACGACUACUAUAGGAAGGAGGGGGAAGGUUUGCUGCCAGUCCGGUGGAUGGCGGUAGAAUGCCUAGUGGAUGGUGUAUUCUCUUGCCAGUCUGAUGUUUGGGCGUGGGGAGUUUUAUGUUGGGAGGUUUUAUCGCUGGGACAACAGCCAUACCCGGCGCGUACUAAUAGACAAGUGCUGGCAUACGUCAGAGCUGGUGGAACGCCAGAUCGGCCGCCAAAUUGUCCUGCAGUGUUCUACGAGCUGCUACAAAAGUGCUGGAGCUACUCAGCGGAGGCGCGGCCGUCGUUCCGGCACUGCUUAGAAGUGGUGACGGCGCUGCGCGACAAGACCUCGCCCAAUAUCACGCUCACCGCUACGCCCGAGCCCACGCCGCAUUACCUCACGCUGCUGGCUGACGACGCCAUCGACAACCGCACCUACCUGCUGGACGAGAAUGACAACGCCUUCCUAGACGAAGACAUACCCGAAAUGCAGAUGGAACCGUCGCGGCUAUUACCCGAGCGAACGCCGAAGUACCUCGAGCUGAUGUACGAUAGCGACUCGGCGCCGGGAACGAUCGGCAGCGACGGCUACGAGGUGCCACGAACCGCGUACGCACCUUUCGCGCGCCACAGCAUUGUGGGCGUGGCGCCAAACCGCCUCGUACGACCGCCGCCGCAUCGAACGCACUCUCUCCGCUCGACUACGAGGUCCGCGACCGUCGUCCCGCUACGGAACGGGAUCGCCAAGCGCGCGUCACUGUGCGUCUCGCUAAGACACCCGCCGCGGCCCGGAUCGACGCAGGAGCGACGAUUCGAUGCCGAAUUCGAGGACCACAUAUUCAAGACUACAUUUUGACCUGUGAUAUUAGGUUUUUUAUUCUUGUACAUUGUUUGACGAUCGUGUGCGUGCCCACUGAUUCGGUACUUAGUUUUCCAUCAUGCCUUAUUGACUGAUGUAGUCCUGAUUCAAUUUCGGGCUAGGAUAAUACAUGUUUAAUAUUUAAUGAUGCAAUGUUAGUUUUUCAAAUUCAAAAAAUUAGCACUUGGAAAAAUUCACAAAUAUUUAUUUUUUAGUGUAGCCAUCAGUGGGCACGCACAACUUCGAUCAAGUGUCUGUAUAGGUUAUGUAUUUAAUUAUUUAUUUCUUUUGUAUAACUGUAAAUAGUCGAGUUGUAUAUAAUUUUAGGAAUAAAGUGUGCAUGUUUGGGGCAAAAUUAGCGCGCCUGCUGGUAUGAGUAUGUGUUUAAAAGUAUAGUGCAUUUAUGAUAAAUUUAUAAUACAUAAAAAUAUUUUCACCGAAUAUUUUGUAAGUUUUAUUUUGGGGCAACAGAAAGAAAAGAGCAGAAUAUAAGUAACAUCACGUUUUUAUUGCUAAAUGAUGAACACUCUUAUUAGAUAUAUAAAGGAAAAGCAAACACAAAUGUUACAUAGUGUAACAAACACAUCAAAGGAAUUACAUGUAAUAUUGUAUAAGUACAUAUCUUUCACUCACUAUUAUUUUGCUCAGAAAUAAGAUGUUUAAAUUCAUUUAACAUAUUUAUUGUAUUAAUAAAUAAGAUUAUAAAGAUUGAAGUUCAGAUGAGCAAAUUGUUUUGCGGUAGAAAAACAAAGUAAUUUUAAUAAACUAUUUAUUACAGGAAAAGUAAUAUUGAAUCUGUACUUUAUUUAUUUAGUAUCUGAGUAAAAUGGAACCAAAAGAAGACAAUUUUACAGACUUAUUAUGUCUUCUUAACUUGAACUUAAAUAUAGCAAGCAAUAUUUAUGUACACACUCGCUCACAAAUCACAUCUAUGUCCGUUCAUAAUAAUAAUUGUGUUAGUAACAAACAUGCUUCUCGAUUCUAUUUAGGGUACAUUUUAACUAAAAUAAAGGCCAUACUUAUAGUAU
Messenger RNA from Ostrinia furnacalis (Asian corn borer), 8701 nucleotides. It is a transcript of the gene sev, whose product is annotated as receptor protein-tyrosine kinase sevenless. Gene Ontology annotation, cellular component: signaling receptor complex; plasma membrane. Gene Ontology annotation, biological process: multicellular organism development; protein phosphorylation; cell surface receptor protein tyrosine kinase signaling pathway. Bases 162 to 7670 code for a protein of 2502 amino acids. Gene Ontology annotation, molecular function: ATP binding; protein binding; transmembrane receptor protein tyrosine kinase activity. Lineage: Eukaryota; Metazoa; Arthropoda; Insecta; Lepidoptera; Crambidae. The transcript has 38 exons. The record is from RefSeq and is a predicted model, not a curated record.